UCUCACUGCGUGCCCGCGCAUUCCAGUAACGACGCUGGCGGUACCAGUGGUAGUGGCAGCGGCGGCCGGGGAGCUAUGAUUCGGCCGAUCGAUAAGGCCGCUAUUCACCGCAUAUGCUCUGGACAGCGGUGAAGGAGCUGGUGGAGAACAGCCUGGACGCGGGAGCUACGAGCGUGGAGGUGCGGCUGAGGGAGUCGGGCGCGGAGCUCAUUGAGGCUUUGACCCUCAAGUACCACACGUCCAAGAUCGCCCACUUCUCUGACCUCCAGUCGCUUUCCUCCUUCGGCUUUAGAGGAGAGGCCCUUUCUUCCCUCUGCGCCCUUGCUGACGUCACCAUCACCACACGCACCGCCGACGAGCCAAUAGCAACUCGCCUUGUGUUCGACCAUGGAGGAAAAUUGCUGGAUGGGCCGAGGGAAAAAGUUGCUCGGGCAGUGGGAACGACUGUCAGCGUGGCGAAGAUUUUUUUCGCCGCUGCCCGUGCGACACCGGGAGUUUCAGAGGAACGUUCGGAGAGAAUUCGCGAAACUCGUGAGCCUUCUCCAGGCGUACUGUGUGAUCUCUACCCGCACCCGGAUCAUCUGCACCAAUCAGAGCGCGCGCAGCACAGCGCGGACCACUGUGCAGCCUGCUGCCAGGUAACUGGGUAUCUGUCCAAGCCAGGAGCAGGGAGUGGGAGAUCCAGUGGAGAUCGUCAGUUCUUUUUUAUUAACGGUCGCCCGGUGGACCUGCCCCGGCUCGCAAAGCUCUUAAACGAGCUCUACCGGUCGUUUAACUCGCUGCAGUACCCCGCCGCUUUCUUAAAUGUUUCGCUUAGCGCGGACGCUUUUGAUGCGGGGUUAUUAUCGGGGUUGAAGGCCUCUUUGUUGCAGUUUUACUCCCCGGACCGGUAUGUCUACCGAGCUGCGCCUUCUGGUUCGGUGCCGAAGCAGAUUGAAGAGCGGAGGAGGGAGGAGGUUAGGGGGGAGAGGAGAGUGGUUAAAACGGUUGCUGGAGGAGUGGUAGAGAAAGGGGAGGAUAAGAGGGAGUGUGGAGGGGAGGGGGAGGAGGGAGACCAGAGGAGGAAGCGAGUGAGGGUGAGUGAGAGAGGGAGAGGUGGAGAGGAAGAGGGGGGUGUUGGAGCAGGGGAGGAGGUUGAGGAAGAGGAAGAGGAAGAGAGGGAGGAAAGGGUAGAGGAUGAGCAGCAGCAACUACUGGAUGUGGGGAGAAGAGAGGCAGGAGGUGCGAACAAAGAACGAGAAACAGCAGCAGCAGGAGCAGCUGGGGUUAGAGCGGGGGGGACAGUUGGAGGAGCAGCAGCAGGAGGAGCAGGAGGAGGUGCAGGAGCAGCAGCAGCAGGAGGAGGAGGAGGAGGAGGAGGAGGAGGGGUUGCGUCAGGGCUGCAGUGGAGCGAGAGAAAAGCUGCAGAGAUGCGACGGCUGCUGCUGAUGAGUCCCCAGGGCAAGGGGAAGAGAAAGGGCAAUGCUCCAGUGCCGGUUUUGGGGAAGGGGAAGGCUGUAGAUAUGUGCACGGGCGCGGACAAGGGCCCGGAGGUGGACAGUGAGGAGCGCACACUGGGGGGGUCAUGCUCGGGUGAGGGAGAUGCUUAUGCUGAGAGACACGCUGAAGUGCUUGGGGGAGAGAGUGGGGAUGAGGGGGAGAGUGGGGAUGAGGGGGAGAGUGGGGAUGAGGAAGGGACUGGGGAUGACGUCCUUGAGAAGCGGAACGGGGACAGGGAAGAGAGAGGAGAGCAAGAGGAGCAGGGUGUGUUGCAGGAGAGCAGGAAGCUAAGGCUGGGAGGUCGGCGUGGGUUGAGUAGCUUUGCGUUCGCAUCUGGGGAAGGCGUGGGUGGUGGGGGUGGUGGAAGUGCGAGCGAUAGUGUUGAAGGCAGCUCAGGGAAAGGUUGCUCUCUUGGUGUGCUCAUGCUGACAGGGAAGCGCCAAGGGUUUCCUCAGGCUCUUAAACAAUCACGAGAGGAGUGCCGAGGGAGCAACCCUUCUGUGCAGAUGUCGAUGGGUGGGUUUGUCAUUCAAGUUCCGGGGGGGAAGGGGGGAGAGAGGGGGGAAAGAGGAGGUAUGGGCGAGAGUGGACGGGAGGGAGCGGGGCGUGGAAGGCUGGAUAUGUGGCUACGGAAGAAGGGGAGAGGGGAAGGGGGUGGUGUUGAAAGGAUGAGGAGUCAUGGGGAUGGUGAAAAGGAAACAGUAGAGGGUGGCUGGGACGAGGAGGCGGAGGAUGAGGAGGAGGAGGAUGAGGAGGCGGAGGAUGAGGAGGAGGAGGAUGAGGAGGCGGAGGAGGUGGUGGUUGUGGAGGAGGGGAGGAGGGAAGGCGGUGAGCCAGAGGCAGUGGAGGAGGAGAAGGAAGAGAAAGAGGAGGAAGAGGAGAAAGAGGAGGAGGAGGAGAAAGAGGAGGAGGAGGAGGUGAGGGUGGAGGGAGCCGGAGAGCGGGGGGGAUGGGAGGAAGGCGAGGGAGAGGAGAAGGAGGUGGAUAAAAGCCCGGAAAACGAUGAGGAUAUGGGGUUCAAAGUAGAUGAGGUUCGGGCGUCUAAGCGGCUUCGGCCGGAAAUUUAUCGAGGUGAUUCGCAGGAGGAUGUCAGGGAUGAGUGGGCAGGGAGAAAUGUUUUGGAUCUGCCCCUGAUGACGCAAGACAUGACUCAGGCUGACCUGCCCGACUUAUUGGGCUCCCAACUGCUGCCUGGAACCCAAACGGCUGGGCAGCAAGAAAGGUUUGCCCUGCCUGUGGAGCAUGGGGCAGAGAAGGGGAGGUGCUGCAGUGACCAUGGGGAGCAGGAAUUUAUGGAGGGGCUGGGAGGGGCGGAAGAGGAAGCAGAGGAAUUGGGAAAGAAGGCUGAAGGGAGAGAGGGGAGAGGAGGAAGGGAGGAGAAAGCAGAAGGUGAAGAGGAAGAGGAGGGAGUGGAGGGACGAGAGAGGGUGAGGCAGCGCACAGUGGCACAGCCAGGGAGGGGUUGGGAGGCGAGGGGGGAAGAGGGGAGCGUGCGGGUUCAAUUCGACUUGAGGCGAGUGCAGCAGGUGUGGAGGCAGCGAGCAGAGGUGAGGGAGAGGGAGAAGAGGAGGAGAGAAUGGGGAAGGACGGCAGGACGAGGAGGUCGACACAGGAGCUUCGCGGCAGCGUCUGUCUCAUGCAGCAUUGCCAGCAGUGGGGGGAGGCGGCAGCAGCAGCAGCAACAGCAGGUGGGGGAGAAAGAAGAGGCAUUGGAGGCAGCAGCACGGGAGCUAGAGCGGCGGUUUGACAAGCGGGACUUUGCUAGCAUGGCUGUGAUUGGCCAGUUCAACCUGGGGUUCAUCAUUGGACGGCUGGGAUCGGAUCUCUUCAUCGUGGACCAGCACGCAUCUGACGAGAAGUUCAACUUUGAGCGCCUCAUGCGGUGCACCGUGCUCAACAAGCAGCCGCUGCUAGUGCCCCAGAGGCUGGACUUAUCUCCAGCAGAGGAAGUGAUAGUGUCGGCGCACAUGCCGACAUUCAGAUCUAACGGCUUUCAUUUCUCCGUGGAUGAGUGCGCUCCAUCCGGCCGUCGGUUCCGCCUCUCAGCUGUCCCUUUCUCCAAAAACAUCGUCUUUGGUGCAUCUGACGUCUGCGAGCUUAUCUCAAUGCUGGCCGAUGCGCCUCUUCCGGAACCGGACAUUGCUGGAAACCAUCAGGAAGCUUCCCCACAUGCAGGAUGCGACGAAAAGGGCAUGGAUGAGGCUACUCGUCCAAGGCGAGAACAGUCUCACUCAACGGAUGUAGCAACCCCAUCGCCAUCCAUGGCUGUAGCGGCACUGUCAGCCUCGUCAUCAACGGUUGUAGCGGUGCGACCGUCACGGGUGCGAGCCAUGCUGGCGUCGAGAGCAUGCAGAAGCUCUGUGAUGAUCGGGACGGCUCUAAGCCAGCCUCAAAUGAACAAGAUCCUCGGCCAGCUGUCCACGUUGCAGUCGCCUUGGAAUUGUCCCCACGGUCGGCCAACUAUGCGCCACCUGUUUGACUUGAGGCUUCUAGAGAAAAAACAUGGAAACUUUGGACUUAUUAUAAAGGCAUUCAACAAAAAAUGUAGUGUAUUGUUUAAUGUAUGAAUAAGCUGGUAAAGUGACAAAAGAGGGGAUUUUGUAAAU
Closterium sp. NIES-67 is the source of this 4085-nucleotide messenger RNA. The record is from the annotation of a GenBank genome assembly. Lineage: Eukaryota; Viridiplantae; Streptophyta; Zygnematophyceae; Desmidiales; Closteriaceae.